Propithecus coquereli (Coquerel's sifaka) is the source of this 3361-nucleotide messenger RNA. It is a transcript of the gene OSBPL6, whose product is annotated as oxysterol binding protein-like 6. Gene Ontology annotation, molecular function: cholesterol binding. NCBI's taxonomy places the organism in Eukaryota, Metazoa, Chordata, Mammalia, Primates, Indriidae. The transcript has 24 exons. Gene Ontology annotation, cellular component: plasma membrane; perinuclear endoplasmic reticulum; cytosol. Bases 345 to 3149 code for a protein of 934 amino acids. The record is from RefSeq and is a predicted model, not a curated record.
CAGGUUCUGCCACUUGCUUGGAAAACAGCAAAAGAAGGAAAUUAAGGAGCCACCCCUGCAAUUUACCCAGGUACCCCAGCAGGGUCAAUAGACAGAUCGUGUCCCAAGGAGAAAAGCUGCAGGCAUCUGAGGAUCAACCACGCUGAAACAGGUUUGACCACGAAGCUGACCUAGAAGACUUUGACUCCAAGGUACAAGGUGGUUUGGACACCUUCGAUAUUUGCCUGCUGUCUUCUAGCGAAACCUGACUCGUGAAAUGGAAUGAAGCUGAAAAAUCAUCUCCGUGAAUCUGAGAGAAGAUUGGGAUGGUCUUAAGUGCACAUCGCUAGACUCUAACUGCAGCGAUGAGUUCAGACGAGAAGGGCGUAUCCCCUGCUCAUAAAACAGCCACUCCAACCCAUAGAAGUGCCUCCUCUUCAAUAUCCUCCCAAAGGGACAGUAGGCAGAGUGUCCACGUAUUGGAGAGGACUGCUUCCUCUAGCACUGAGCCCUCUGUAAGUCGGCAAUUGCUGGAACCGGAGCCGGUCCCCCUCUCCAAGGAAGCUGACAGCUGGGAAAUUAUAGAAGGGCUGAAAAUAGGCCAAACCAAUGUCCAGAAACCAGACAAACAUGAAGGCUUUAUGCUGAAGAAAAGAAAAUGGCCUCUAAAAGGCUGGCACAAGCGUUUUUUUGUCCUGGAUAAUGGAAUGUUAAAGUAUUCAAAGGCACCACUUGAUAUUCAAAAAGGGAAGGUCCAUGGGAGCAUAGAUGUUGGACUCUCGGUCAUGUCAAUUAAAAAGAAAGCUCGAAGAAUAGACCUGGACACAGAAGAGCACAUCUAUCAUUUGAAGGUGAAAUCCCAGGACUGGUUUGAUGCAUGGGUCUCCAAACUGCGCCAUCAUCGGUUGUAUCGUCAGAAUGAAAUUGUAAGAUCACCAAGAGAUGCCAGUUUUCACAUAUUUCCUUCAACCUCCACAGCUGAAUCCUCCCCAGCUGCUAAUGUUUCUGUUGUGGAUGGAAAGAUGCAACCAAACAGCUUUCCGUGGCAGUCCCCUCUACCAUGCAGCAACAGCCUCCCUGCAACCUGCACAACAGGCCAGAGCAAGGUGGCAGCCUGGUUACAGGACUCGGAAGAGAUGGACAGGUGUGCGGAAGAUCUUGCACACUGCCAGUCAAACCUCGUGGAACUUAGCAAACUCCUACAAAAUCUGGAAAUUCUUCAGAGAACUCAGUCAGCACCUAACUUUACUGACAUGCAGGCUAACUGUGUAGAUAUUUCAAAGAAAGACAAGCGGGUCACAAGACGAUGGAGAACAAAAAGUGUCAGCAAAGAUACAAAAAUACAACUACAGGUUCCUUUCAGUGCUACCAUGUCACCGGUUCGCUUGCAUUCCUCCAACCCCAACCUUUGUGCAGAUAUUGAAUUUCAGACUCCCCCUAGCCAUCUCACUGACCCUCUAGAAAGUUCAACGGAUUAUACAAAGCUGCAAGAAGAAUUUUGUCUAAUUGCACAGAAAGUGCAUUCUCUUUUGAAGUCUGCGUUUAAUAGCAUAGCUAUAGAGAAGGAGAAGCUGAAGCAGAUGGUUUCUGAACAGGAUCACAGUAAAGGCCACAGCACGCAGAUGGCGCGGCUCCGACAGUCACUGUCUCAGGCACUCAACCAGAAUGCUGAGCUAAGGAGUCGGUUGAACAGAAUACAUUCAGAGUCUAUUAUUUGUGAUCAGGUUGUCAGUGUAAAUAUUAUUCCUAGCCCUGAUGAGGCUGGUGAGCAAAUUCAUGUCAGUCUCCCCCUGUCACAGCAAGUAGCCAAUGAGAGCCGCCUCUCCAUGUCAGAGUCUGUUUCUGAGUUCUUUGACGCCCAAGAGGUGCUCCUCUCUGCAAGUUCGUCUGAGAACGAGGCUUCAGAUGAUGAGUCUUACAUCAGUGAUGUGAGUGAUAAUAUAUCUGAAGACAACACCAGUGUUGCGGACAAUAUUUCUCGGCAAAUCCUGAACGGGGAGCUUACAGGAGGGGCUUUCCGAAACGGACGUCGAACGUGUCUGCCAGCUCCUUGCCCUGACACCAGUAACAUUAACCUGUGGAAUAUCUUGAGGAACAACAUUGGGAAAGACCUAUCCAAAGUCUCUAUGCCAGUGGAGCUAAACGAGCCACUCAACACUCUGCAGCAUCUCUGCGAGGAAAUGGAAUACAGUGAGCUUCUGGACAAGGCUUCGGAAACCGAUGAUCCAUACGAGCGCAUGGUUCUCGUUGCUGCAUUUGCAGUUUCAGGAUAUUGCUCCACCUAUUUCAGAGCAGGAAGUAAGCCAUUCAACCCAGUGCUUGGGGAGACUUAUGAAUGCAUUAGAGAAGACAAGGGAUUCCGAUUUUUCUCGGAACAGGUUAGCCAUCAUCCACCCAUUUCUGCCUGUCACUGUGAAUCAAAGAACUUUGUGUUUUGGCAAGAUAUCAGAUGGAAAAACAAGUUCUGGGGAAAGUCAAUGGAAAUCCUGCCUGUGGGAACACUGAAUGUCAUGCUUCCAAAGUACGGAGAUUACUAUGUGUGGAAUAAAGUUACCACAUGCAUACACAACAUCCUCAGUGGGAGAAGAUGGAUAGAGCAUUAUGGAGAAGUAACCAUUAGAAAUACCAGAAGCAGUGUUUGCAUUUGCAAACUCACAUUUGUCAAGGUGAAUUAUUGGAAUUCUAACGUGAAUGAAGUCCAGGGGGCUGUGAUGGGGCAGGAGGGGAAGGUGGUGCACCGGCUGUUUGGGAAGUGGCACGAAGGGCUCUACUGCGGCGUGGCCCCCUCUGCAAAGUGCAUCUGGAGACCAGGUUCCUUGCCAACUAACUACGAGCUCUACUAUGGCUUCACGAGGUUUGCCAUUGAGCUCAAUGAAUUAGAUCCCGUACUAAAAGAUCUCCUUCCACCAACAGAUGCCCGGUUUCGGCCAGAUCAAAGAUUUUUGGAAGAAGGAAAUUUAGAAGCUGCUGCAGCAGAGAAGCAAAGAGUGGAGGAACUCCAGAGAUCUCGAAGACGAUACAUGGAAGAAAACAAUCUUGAACAUAUACCAAAAUUUUUUAAAAAAGUUAUUGAUGCCAAUCAAAGAGAAGCCUGGGUUUCUAACGACACCUACUGGGAGCUUCGAAAGGACCCUGGGUUUAGCAAAGUAGACAGCCCUGUUCUUUGGUAAACUGGGAACAUAGAGCUAGCCACAUAUCACACUCUGAAUGAAUAAAUAACUAUGCACAAUUAUGUUUCUUAUAGCUACGCGUGGUUUCUGGGUCGACUGAAAACCUACCAUUUGCUUUUCUAUUCAUCUUUAUAACGGACUUUCAGAAGUGCAUUAGCUAAGGUCCCUAACCACUUUUGGAUCCUUUCUGUUUUGCUGCAACCAUAUUCCUU